This is a messenger RNA of Centropristis striata (black sea bass), 972 nucleotides long. RefSeq names its product prestalk protein-like. The record is from RefSeq and is a predicted model, not a curated record. The transcript has a single exon. Lineage: Eukaryota; Metazoa; Chordata; Actinopteri; Perciformes; Serranidae. The annotation marks the transcript as partial.
UGCACCUACAACUGUUGCACCAACAACUGCUGCACCAACGACAGCUGCACCUACAACUGCUGCCCCAACAACAGCAGCACCCACAACAGCAGCACCUACAACUUUUGCACCAACAACGGUUGCACCAACAACUGCUGCCCUAACAACAGUUGCAAUUACAACGGUUGCACCAACAACGGUUGCACCAACAGCGGUUGCACCAACAACGGUUGCACCAACAACUGAUGCACCUACCACUGUUGUACCUACAACUGCUGCACCCACAACUGUUGCUCCAACAACAGCUGCACCCACAACUGUUGCUCCAACGACAGUAGCACCAACUACAGUGGCACCUACAACAGCAGAACCAACAACAGCAGCACCUACAACUGCUGCCCCAACAACAGCAGCACUUACAACUGCUGCACCCACAACUGUUGCUCCAACGACAGCUGCACCCACAACUGUGGCUCCAACGACAGUAGCACCAACUACAGCGACACCUACAACAGCAGAACCAACAACAGCACCACCUACAACUGUUGCACCAACAACUGCUGCCCUAACAACAGUUGCAAUUACAACAGUUGCACCAACAACAGUUGCACCAACAACUGAUGCACCUACAACUGUUGCACCAACAACGGUUGCACCAACAACUGCUGCACCAACGACAGCUGCACCUACAACUGCUGCCCCAACAACAGCAGCACCUACAACAGCAGCACCUACAACUUUUGCACCAACAACGGUUGCACCAACUGCUGCCCUAACAACAGUUGCAAUUACAACGGUUGCACCAACAACGGUUGCACCAACAACUGAUGCACCUACCACUGUUGUACCUACAACUGCUGCACCCACAACUGUUGCUCCAACAACUGCUGCACCCACAACUGUUGCUCCAACGACAGCUGCACCCACAACUUUGGCUCCAACGACAGUAGCACCAACUACAGCGGCACCUACAACAGUUGCACCAACGACUGA